Diaporthe amygdali is the source of this 1872-nucleotide messenger RNA. RefSeq lists its product as uncharacterized. The record is from RefSeq and is a predicted model, not a curated record. Lineage: Eukaryota; Fungi; Ascomycota; Sordariomycetes; Diaporthales; Diaporthaceae. The coding region runs from base 1 to 1872 and encodes 623 amino acids. The transcript is spliced from 3 exons. Gene Ontology annotation, molecular function: NADP binding; flavin adenine dinucleotide binding; N,N-dimethylaniline monooxygenase activity.
AUGGCUCCCUACAUCAACUCCCACGAGUCUGCUAUAGACGAUACUGUCGACACGAGCCAUGUCAAGAGCAAAAUCGGCGUCAGCCAAAUAAGGCUUGAAUCUACGGCGAAGCCUCCAGUCGCUGACGACUACAUGUACGACUUUAAGUACAAUCAUGCGCUUCCCACUUCCGAUGUUCUCCAGAUCGAGAUUCCAGACGACUGUGAAGCCCAAAAGGAGGCCCGGAGCAUUGUGUCACGCCUCUCCGAGGUCCUAGGCAAAGGGGACGCGCAGGGAUUCGCCGAUCUGUUUCUUGAAUAUGGUGUCUGGCGAGACAAGCUCUCCUUCACCUGGGACUACCGAACCUUCAAUUUCACACCAGCAAUUUUAAAGGCCGCUACCGACAUACUCCCUAAUACCAAGGCCACAAAUUUCAAGUUCCUCACACCAGCCCCCAAGAUUGACCGCCCCUACCCCGACUACUCUCAGCUACAGUUUGUCGUGUCCUUUGAGACCGAUGCCGUUGUUGCGUCGGCUGUGAUCAAUGCGGUUCUCACCAAGAAUGGCUGGAAGAUCUAUACCAUGCACACCGUGGCCGAGAGUUUAAAGCAAUUCCCUGAGCUUCCUCCUGCUGAUGGGCACAUGACUGGUCCUAUUAGCUGGGAGAAGCAGAGAGCGUUGGAUGUAGAUGCUGCUGAUCCUGAGAUUCUGAUCAUUGGUGGUGGUCAAAACGAAGAGAUUGGUGAUGUCUGGAAGAAACGUUACGAGUAUCUCUCGCUCCAUUUCCCCCAUUGGGCGGACGACUUGCCCUACUUUCCCUACCCUAAGCGUUGGCCUACAUACACCCCUGCUCAAAAGCAGGGAGUCUAUAUGGAGUGGUACGCAUCGGCUCUUGAGCUCAACAUUUGGACCAAGUCAUCGGUUGUCAAGGCCGAGCAAGACAACCAGGGCAACUGGACAGUCGUCAUCGACAAGGAGGGCAAGGAGACCAGAACACUACACCCCAAGCAGGUCAUUAUGGCUACCUCAUUGUGCGGCACCCCUAUGGUCCCCGCUGUUCCUGGGAUGACCGACUUCCAGGCAGGUGUCAUUCGCCAUUCGACGGCGCAUGACAGCUCACGCGACUUUGUUGGCAAGAAGGUUUGCGUGGUUGGCACAUCGUCCUCCGGUUUUGACACUGCUUUUGACUGUUCACGGCGUGGCAUUGAUGUGACGCUUCUUCAGCGAUCGCCAACAUACAUCAUGUCCCUCACUCACUCAGUUCCCCGUAUUAUUGGCAACUACGCCCCUGAUGCCAAUCUGAAUCGCCCUAACCUCGAGGAGCAGGACCGUCUGUUCUUUGCCACGCCUACCGGUCCCGGCGAGGAACUCUCUAGGCGCAAUGCUAAGGUUCUUGAGGACCUCGACAGGCCCUUGCUUGAGGGACUGAAUGCUCGCGGUCUGCGGACAUGGCGUGGCCAGCGCGGCACUGGGGGCGCAACCUUGGGUCAGACCCGUAAUGGUGGCUUCUACUUUGAUGCCGGUGCCUGUGAGCAUAUAAUCAACGGGAAGAUCAAGGUUGAGCCGGGGUAUAUCGAGCGCUUCACCGAGGACAAAGUAAUUCUUGACGGCGGCCGCGAGCGCGAGUUUGACCUCGUGGUCUUCGCAACCGGCUUCACCAACACCAUUGACUCUGUCCGGUCAACCCUUGGCGACAAGAUAGCCGAUCAGUGUGGGUCCAUUUGGGGCAUUGACGAAGAGGGCGAGUUCAAGACUGCAUAUCGCGAGAGCGGAGUGCCAAAUCUCUGGCUCAUGGUCGGCUACCUUCCCUACACCCGCUUUCAUUCGAAAUUGCUCGCUAUGCGACUGAAGGCUUUGCAGGAUGGUGUGGCUUCACUUCCCUACACGACAUAG